CAAAAAAGAAAUGGUAAUCUGUCGGUUUGUUUUGUCUGGGCUCGUUUGAAUGCUCUACGAAAUGAUGUUGUCAGCAUUUUCAUCUCUUAUGAAUCACCGCCAAAGAGCAACUGAAAAACAGAUAUGUGUGUGUCUUUGGUUUUCCGAGAUUGAACAUGAGCAGUGUUUGGUUUGGUGUUGCGGAAAUAAGUUGAGGCUACAGGAAUGGGCAUUAAGAUGAGGUGGGAGCAGCAGCAGGGCAGACAGAGAUGCAAGGUGCUGGGAGUUCCAUUAUGGAAGAAACUAUUACAUCUGUUGUUGGCUCAUGUCUUGAGGUUUGCUGAUCUGGAUCAGAUGGAAGAAGAUGCAUGGACAAUGGUGCAGAAAAGCGGGAACCAAUUCAUAGUGAAUGGACAACCAUUUUACGUUAAUGGAUUCAACACUUAUUGGUUGAUGGUUUUUGCGGUGGAUCAGUCAACCAGAGGAAAGGUGAGUGAGGUGUUUCAACAGGCAUCAGCAGUAGGGUUAUCAGUUUGCAGGACCUGGGCGUUCAAUGAUGGUCAGUGGCGAGCUCUUCAGACAUCCCCUUCUGUUUACGAUGAAGAUGUUUUCAAGGCCUUGGAUUUUGUUGUAAGUGAAGCGCACAGGUAUAAAAUAAGGCUGAUAUUAUCCUUAGUCAACAACUGGGAGGCCUAUGGUGGGAAAUCACAGUAUGUAAAAUGGGGUAAAGCUGCUGGCCUAAACUUGACUUCAGAUGAUGACUUCUUUUCUCACCCAACUCUCAAAAGCUAUUACAAGGCCCAUGUUCAUACUGUGCUAAACAGAGUUAACACUAUAACAAACAUAACCUACAAGGACGAUCCAACUAUUUUUGCUUGGGAACUGAUGAAUGAGCCGCGGUGUGAAUCAGACCCCUCCGGGGAUAAAUUGCAGGCUUGGAUAGAAGAAAUGGCGGUCUAUGUGAAAAGCAUUGAUCCAAAGCAUUUGGUGGAGAUUGGCCUUGAAGGUUUCUACGGUCCUUCCACCCCUAAUAAAGUCCAGUAUAACCCUAAUACUUACGCUCAACAAGUUGGGACCGAUUUCAUCCGCAAUCAUCAAGUUCUUGGGGUUGAUUUUGCUUCUGUUCACAUCUAUCCAGACUCUUGGAUCUCCCAAUCAAUUUCGGAUGCACAUGUUGAAUUCACAAAGUCAUGGAUGCAAGCUCACAUUGAUGAUGCUGAGAACUUCCUCAGCAUGCCAGUCGUGUUCUCAGAGUUUGGUGUCUCUACAAAAGAUCCUGGCUAUAAUGCAACUUAUCGAGACACCCUCAUAAGUACUGUGUACAAGACCCUUUUGAACUCUACCAGGAAAGGUGGCAGCGGAGGUGGUAGCCUCUUGUGGCAGCUCUUUCCUGAAGGAACAGAUUAUAUGGAUGAUGGAUAUGCAGUUGUUCUUUCUAAGUCCUCUUCAACGUCGAAUAUCAUAUCCCUCCAGUCCACCAGAUUAAAGACCUUCAAUUCCUUGUGUUCUUGGAGAUGCCGAUGGGGCUGCAAGAGAAAGCAUGCCUUGGAGAAUUUCCACUAUCACGAUGAGCUUUGAGGGGAUUAGCUUUAGCUAUGCUAUUCUGUCCUAAUAACUACGAACUGAAUACUAUAUAUCACUAAAAUAAUUGGUUGCUAUUACUUAUUUGUGAAUUGUGGUGUUGAACAAUGUUGUUAAGGAAGUAAUAAUUGGUUGUA
Molecule: messenger RNA, 1697 nt
Organism: Sesamum indicum (sesame)
Lineage: Eukaryota; Viridiplantae; Streptophyta; Magnoliopsida; Lamiales; Pedaliaceae
Source: RefSeq, a predicted model, not a curated record